AUGAUACAAGUAAAAAAGCACAACCAGUUUAAUACUGCUACUCCCUAUUUUAAAAUGCUAAAACGCGACUUUCCAGUACUCGUAUUCUCCUUAUUUAUCCUCAUUGGCUUCUUUGUCUUUAUGAGACAUGCCUUUCGUGCCAGCAUUGCCAUACAAGAGGGUAUAACAUUCAGUAAUAUACAACAAUUAAAUAGAACUGCUGACGAAGUCUUCUUCGGCGAUGAGCUAUUCGAGAAAGAGUUGCAACGUCGCAAAUUAGCCGAACCCGAUGACAGCCGUGAAUUGGAAGUGUUAAUCGUAACACCCUCGCUGGGAGAAGGUAUUAUAGAAGAGGACUUGAAAUCGAAAGAGGCAGAUUAUGUACAGCAACAAAAUAAAGUUAUUGAAGAAGAACUUUUCGAGGAGGAACCAAAUGAUAGUGAAGCAUUGAGAGAGUUGGCGCAGAAGUCCACACUGGGAGAACGUUUGAAGGAAUUGCUGCAUUGUGUUGAUCGUCCGUUGAAGUUGGAGAAGAUACAGUAUGGCAAGUAUUGGUUGGUGCAAAAUUAUAUACGUGGCGAAGUGAGCACAUGGAUAGGUUGUGCCGAUAGUAUUACAUUGACCACAAAUGGCGAUUAUACAUUCUUCGAUAGUUUGCCAGUUCUGAUUGAACGUUGGCAAGCUCCCCUGAGUUUUGCACUCUUCGCGCCCGGCUACGAUUUCGAUGUCACCUUGAGUUGCAUUCAAUUUGUGCGAAAUUGUCUACCUGAAAGUCAGUACAUACGAGAUUAUGUCACUUUCCAUAUUUACUUUCCGGCAACCGAUAUGCCCAAGUAUAUACCGCUGACUGAGGAGGAAGCCUUGCGCUGGCCUUACGAUUGUGAUGACGUACCGCCAUAUGAAAAUGUCAAUCGUACUGCGAUGUACAAGACGCGGCACAAUAUGACUUAUCCUAUCAAUGUUGGACGUAAUAUAGCACGCAAAGCUGUCAAUACACAUUUUAUUUUCGCAUCAGAUAUUGAAUUGAUACCAUCGCCUGAUUUACCGCGCCUCUUUUUGGAGAUGGUCGAGCGCAAUCGAAGCGUAUAUUUGGAGGCCAAUCCGAAUCGCGUCUUUACAAUUCCCGUUUUUGAGGUAACCAAGGAGAGCGAAGUGCCUGAAAAUAAAACUUAUUUAGUAGAAAUGUUGCGCAAUAAAACCGCGAUACAUUUUCAUUCAAAUUUAUGUAAACUGUGUCAUUUGGUGCCAAUGCAAAGCAAAUGGGAAAAUGCUUCGGAUGCUGAAGAGUUAACUCUUUUUUCGCAAACAAAGCGAGAAGGAAAUUUCAAGAUCUGGGAACCUUUCUACAUAAGCGAUAAUCACGAGCCCGUAUUCGAUGAGCGUGUGACAUGGGAAGGACAAUCGAAUAAGCGGAUACAGGGCUAUGCCAUGUGCUUACUGGGAUAUGAUUAUUUCGUACUUCAUCCGGCAUUUUUGGUUCACUCGCCGGGUAUAAAAUAUUUCGUUAGAAAUUCUCCACGUCUCAAAUAUGUACCAGGCACGAAUAGACUCAUUAAGAAUGUAAUACAACCGGAGUAUAAAAUUUUAUAUGGCAUCAAUAACAAAUGCCGAACGUGAUAUUUAAAUAUAAAAAACGUGUAUCUAUUUAUAAUAAGAAUUUUUCGCCUAGCUUUCAGUUGUAAUUUUAGUACUAAGCAUACAAUUACUGUAUUUAAUAAAUUAACUAAAAAACUUUUAGAUAUUAUUUGAAA
This is a messenger RNA of Rhagoletis pomonella (apple maggot), 1730 nucleotides long. RefSeq names its product beta-1,4-glucuronyltransferase 1. Lineage: Eukaryota; Metazoa; Arthropoda; Insecta; Diptera; Tephritidae. The record is from RefSeq and is a predicted model, not a curated record. The coding region runs from base 1 to 1596 and encodes 531 amino acids. The transcript has 4 exons.